UGGAAAAAAAGUAAAACUUAAUUGUGCAUAGAGCAGGAAAAGAGUUAUUGUAGUGAAUUAAAGUAAACUAAUUUAUGAAAUAUAGUGCAAAACGUAAAUUUGCAAAUUGUUUCCAAAUUUUUGAUUUGUUCCAACAAACAAAACUCCCAAUAAGAAGCAGCAGGCUUUAGAAAUCAGCUGGUAAAGAAAAUCAAAAAUAAUAGAAGAAAAAGACGUAAAAAAAGAAAAAGCAGUAUAACAAAGAAAAGAAAAUUUUGUACAUAAAAAAUAUACAAGAAGCAAAAUGUCGGAACAGGAACAAAAUGUUGCAAAAAUGAGUGAAUUAACGGCAGAAGAGAUACGUGCCAGGAGAUUACGCACUUUAGCCAAAUCAUCAUCUAGUGCUACUGCCAACGAGAUUGCAGCAUCCGCAAAUACACAAAGUGCAGAAGGUCAACGUACGGCUACCAAUGUUUCGAAUUCUUCCCGUUUGGUCAAAACAAUUUCUUCAGCGAACAGCUCUAGUUCGUCAUCGUUGAAGGGAGACGUUAUUGCUCAAAACACUUCCUCAAUUGCAACAGAUUGUCAGGAAUUAAUUUUGCCAAUUGGGGAACAACAGAAAAUGGAUGUAGAUGUUGAAAUGAAAUCUGUUUCCACAACACCCAUAAAAAGCCAUACCCUAACACUACCACCAGCAACAUCAGCUCCCAUAAAUAUCAUGCAAACAGACGUUUGCAUUGAGGAUGAAAUUUCGUCAUCCUCGUCGUCCUCAAAUAACCAUAAAAACAACAAAAAAUUGCCAAUAAAUUUAGAUGUUGGGAUGGAAAAUAUGGAAACUUCUGAACAGCCAUCACCGGCUGACGCCAACACUUCACAAAAGCAGGCAUCUUUAGACAUUUUAACGCCAAAACCACAAAAAUCAUGCAACGAACGCAUCGAAUCCAUGCUUUCGAAAGUUCUCAACGCAACAUGGAAUGAAUAUUGCACUGGUUCCAUGAUAUGUCCACAAACUGCCAGUUUCAUAGAACAGCAUCCGGACAAACGAUUUGAUUUCGAUUCGUUAAUAUCGAAUGUGCUCAUGGAAUGCGUUUUACGCUUGUAUAACGACGAAGAGACUGGUGAGGGAUCAGUCGCCGGCGCUGUUGACAAUAGUGAUGCUGAUAUGAAGUCAGAGGGUGCCACUGGUGCUGCAACGACAGAUGAAACAAAGAGUGGUAAUAAAACCGAGAAUGUUCCAACGUAUUCAACGCCGAAAAAAAUCAAAAGUGAUGAUACUGAAGUUCAAGAAAUUAUGGCAAAUGUUAUUGAUGAUCAACCUUCGACAUCCAGAGGUUUACAAAGCGGUAUUACCAGUUCAGAAUUCAUUGGCACUUGUCCGACACCAUCCUCAAACAUUUUCACACCGAUGUCCUUGGCCAAAUACAAUGUAAUAUUACAUUUAAUUAAAUGUUUUAAAAAUCACCGUCAAUUCAGCGAAAAAUUCAACACAAAUAUAUCGCAAGAGAAAUCUGAAGAUGUAGAAAAGAUUCAAGAUAUGCUAAAAAUAACAUUAGAUCAGAUUUUCCUAACAACUACAUUGGUUCUAACUGAUCGAAUAUAUGAGAAUCUCAAUAUUGCACUGGAUCAAUCUGCCUUAUUGGAGUUGUACUAUCAGGAACGUGUGCCCGACGAUUUUCUAAUUGAAUACAUCGCCAAGUGUUACGAAAAGACACAAGACUUUGAGUUCAUAUUCUCUCAAAUGUUGAGAGGACUCUUUAUGGGAAUGCAGCGCAACUUAUGUUCACCCACAAUCAUAACACAUCACAUGGAGUUGUUGUCCAAAUUGAUGGCUGUCAAAGUGGGUACAGCUAGACCACUGUGUGAUCUGUUGGCCAAGCAAAUGAACUUUUUGCCAGCCCUAUGUACACAAAUACCGGGAAGAGAGAUUGUCAAAUGCAGUUAUUUGGGUCCAUUCUUGUCCGUGUCAUUUUUUGCCGAAGAAAAUGUUCGAUUCGCUGAGGCUCACGGUAAAUGUGAUGCAUUGGCAGCCAAUUCGGAGAAAUUUAGAUGGCAACUGUUUACAAUGCGUGGGCUAAUGCAUUCGGUUUUCCUAUCAUUGCUUGUCAAUGUCAACACACGUCCAAAGACACUUGAAUAUAUAUCGCACAUAUUACGCCACAAUGAACGACGUGUGCAAUUUGCCAGUGAUGAAAAGCUCUUGGCCCGGGAUGGUUUUGCCAUCAAUCUGAUGUGCGUCUUGCAGCAAUUGUCAGUCAAAAUAAAAUUGGAUCGCAUCGAUCUGUAUUAUCCCUUUUAUAAGAACUCGUUGAUUUUCAUAGAACAAGAUACAAAGUUGCGUUUUACCGAUGAGGAGUAUAGAAAGUUCUUAGAAAAGGACUACGCCAACACCGAAUCAAAUGCCAAUUUCCAAACUCAAUGCUGGUUCCUCACUCUACAGUCUCAUCACUUGGGUUUUAUGCCAGCCAUACAAAGAUACAGACAAAAGUCGCGAGCCAUCAAGGAGUUGCAAAAGCUGAUCGACGAAAUCGAUCGCACCAAAUCGCAUUGGGAAAAUACACCGUAUGCCUCCCGAAACAAGCAAUUCAGAGAUCGUUGGCUAAAGCAAUUGAAAAAGUUGACAAGAUCGAAACUUUGCAGCGAAGUUUGUCUACUUGAUCCGAAACUUUUGAAUGCAUGUCUGUUCUUUUACUCUUCUGUGUGCGAAUACUUACUAUAUCAGAUGGAGGGUCGAGCAAUUGAAGGUCGUUUUAUGGCCAAAAUGCAACCACAGCAACUGCAACCAACCGAUGCAUUUUCUGCACUGCCCGAGUGGUACAUCGACGACAUUGCCGAGUUCAUUCUGUUUGCUAUGCAACAUGCUCAGAAUGACAUACGUCAUGCCAUCGAUCUUUCAAUAAUAACAUGGUUGUUGACAUGUGUUUGUGCACCACAUAUGAUUAAGAAUCCAUACGUCACUGCCAAACUGGUCGAGGUAUUAUUUGUUUUCUCCUUGGGUCCUGCGAACGUCCUCAACGUUGCGAUAUGGAACCAUGAAUUGGCUCAAACUGUAUUGUGUAGUUCAUUAAUGAAAUUCUAUGUCGAUAUAGAAACAACUGGACAGAGUACCGAAUUUUAUGAUAAAUUUACAAUAAGAUACCACAUUAGUCAUUUAUUCAAAUCAAUGUGGGAGAGUCCAGUACAUCGCCAAGUUAUGAUUAACGAAUCAAAUAAUGGUAAACAAUUUGUGAAAUUCAUUAAUAUGCUUAUGAAUGACACCACAUUCCUCUUGGAUGAAUGUUUGGAAAAUCUUAAGCGUAUUCAUCAAACACAGAUUCUAAUGUUGAAUGAACCGGCUUGGUCCAAUUUGGGCUCUGAACAACAACAGAGUCGUUUAUCACAAUUGGCCACAGAUGAGCGACAAUGUCGUUCUUAUUUGACAUUGGCUAGAGAAACAGUAGAAAUGUUUCAUUAUUUGACUGAUGAUAUUAAGGAACCAUUUAUGCGCGACGAAUUGGUUGAUCGCUUGAGUUCAAUGUUAAAUUUCAAUUUACAUCAACUGUGCGGCCCCAAAUGCAAUGAUUUAAAAGUACGCAAUCCUGCCAAAUAUGGCUGGGAACCCAGACGUUUGUUGGGACAAAUAUUCGAUAUUUAUUUACAUCUAGACUGUGAUAGAUUUGCCCAAGCCUUGGCUGCUGACGAACGAUCCUUCCAAAAACAUUUAUUUGAUGAUGCUGCCAAUCGCAUUGAACGCUUAAGUAUACGUUCAGCAAUAGAAGUAGAAAAGUUUAGAUCAUUAAUAACAAAAGCACAUGAUAUUUAUGUUGCCAAUCAACAGUCUGAAGACGAGUGUGCUGAUGCACCUGAUGAAUUUAAGGAUCCUUUAAUGGAUACGUUAAUGUCGGAUCCAGUGGUCUUACCAUCAGGCACUAUUAUGGAUCGUGCCAUUAUAACACGUCACUUGUUAAAUAGCAACACAGAUCCCUUUAAUCGCCAACAUUUGACCGAGGAUAUGCUGGUGCCAAACAUUGAACUCAAAGAACGCAUCGAUGCCUGGCGUAAAGAACAACGUUACAAGAGGCAACAACAAGGAAAUUUAGAUUUAAAUGAUAAAACAUCUUAAAUAAUAGUAGUUAUGAGUAUAAUUCUUAAAGGGAAUCACACAAUAUCAAUUUUUUUUUGUAGAACGUAAAAAUAAACAUGUAAAAUGAAAAAUGAAUUUUUUACAUACAUACAAUUUUAGCUUAUAAUUCUUAUAGUUUUAAAACAACUCUGUCUACAUUAAUCUGAUAAACAUCCAUACAUACAUACAUACAUACACAACAUUAAUCAACUGUAAUAUGUCAAGAGUUUGAUUUACUAUUUUUAGUUUGUAUCCCUACAAAUUUAACAUGAUGUAAUUUAUGUGGUCUCCAAAAUGUAUUGUUAUAAUUUUCAUAUUCUAACACUUUAAAAUUUGAUUAUUUUUUUUCUAUACAACACUUAUUUUUUUAAGUAAAAUUCGGAAUGCAUUAUGAACAUUUAGCGCGGGUUUCUUUGACAUGAAAUUAAUUGAAUUAGACUUCGAACGACUUUCAACGAUACUUUUAAUUUAAAAAAGUUAAUGUGUUUAAUAUUAAAAAUUGGUUACAACAAACAUGCAAAAUAUAAAUCAUACCCAAUUUAUAAAAUAAUAAUAAAACUAAUGAUACAUAAAUUACAUCAUAUGCUAUACAUACAUAAUUAUUCAAAUCAAUAUUAAUUCAAAUUUUAAUUAAAUAAAGUAUUGAACAAAAAUUUAUUAGAAAA
This is a messenger RNA of Calliphora vicina (urban bluebottle blowfly), 4743 nucleotides long. RefSeq names its product Ubiquitination factor E4B (gene Ube4B). The transcript is spliced from 10 exons. The record is from RefSeq and is a predicted model, not a curated record. Gene Ontology annotation, molecular function: ubiquitin-ubiquitin ligase activity. Bases 284 to 4078 code for a protein of 1264 amino acids. Gene Ontology annotation, biological process: protein polyubiquitination. Gene Ontology annotation, cellular component: nucleus; ubiquitin ligase complex; cytoplasm. NCBI's taxonomy places the organism in Eukaryota, Metazoa, Arthropoda, Insecta, Diptera, Calliphoridae.